AUGGUAGUUCCAAUCAUCAUAGGCGUGGGGGCCACGAUGGUGGCCUUGACCGUCAAGUCAGCCCUAGGUGCAUACCGUCAGUACAUCCACCUCACUCCCCAGAUGAUAGCCACCCUCAACAACAUCACCCUCUCCGACCCCAACGACCCCACAGAGUUCGAGCGCCACCGCCAUCUCAUCAAAGACCCUUCGUUUCGACACCACAAGCUCUUGAAGCUGCGAUAUCCCAACCGAGGGUUUGCAGACCCCAUGACAGAGCAGGAGGCGUUGUUGGUGCUCGGCAUCGAGGGUGAUGAUAUAGUCAACUUCAACAAGAACCUCUUACGUAAGCGGUACCGUCAACUCAUGGUGUUGAACCAUCCCGACAAGAAGGGUAGCCAGUAUCUCUCGCAGCGGAUCAACCAGGCCAAGGAUGUGCUUGAGAAGAGUUACAUGUUCCGCAACGACAAGUCAUAG
This is a messenger RNA of Suhomyces tanzawaensis NRRL Y-17324, 456 nucleotides long. It is a transcript of the gene MDJ2, whose product is annotated as Mdj2p. The record is from RefSeq and is a predicted model, not a curated record. The transcript has a single exon. NCBI's taxonomy places the organism in Eukaryota, Fungi, Ascomycota, Pichiomycetes, Serinales, Debaryomycetaceae. The coding region runs from base 1 to 456 and encodes 151 amino acids. Gene Ontology annotation, molecular function: ATPase activator activity. Gene Ontology annotation, cellular component: PAM complex, Tim23 associated import motor. Gene Ontology annotation, biological process: protein import into mitochondrial matrix.